This is a messenger RNA of Aspergillus mulundensis, 2310 nucleotides long. RefSeq names its product putative anaphase-promoting complex subunit Apc5. The transcript has 7 exons. Gene Ontology annotation, cellular component: anaphase-promoting complex. Gene Ontology annotation, biological process: protein K11-linked ubiquitination; anaphase-promoting complex-dependent catabolic process; positive regulation of mitotic metaphase/anaphase transition. The record is from RefSeq and is a predicted model, not a curated record. NCBI's taxonomy places the organism in Eukaryota, Fungi, Ascomycota, Eurotiomycetes, Eurotiales, Aspergillaceae. Gene Ontology annotation, molecular function: protein binding. The coding region runs from base 1 to 2310 and encodes 769 amino acids.
AUGAGUCGCUAUCUCACUCCCUCAAAGGUUGCCCUACUAAGCCUCAUUUCUAUCUACACGGAAGGUGUCGUUCCGAACUCGUCCGCCAUUCAUGUGCUAUCAUUUAUAGUCGCUUAUCUGAGUCCGUUGGGCGCAGGGGACGCUCCCGCUUCCUCGGAUAGUUUGUCCGCACAGUACUCAGUUUCCAUCGAGGAUAUUGAAAAAGCACUGAAAGCGCGUCAAUCGUCCGUACCUGGCCGGUCGGUUUGGGAUCUGUUCCUCCGCAAGAUUUGGUCAAUUGACUCAUGUGAUGCGCUGGAGUUGUUCUUCACUGAGAUAUCCGGUACUCUCGCGAAGACGCGUGAGGAACAGAUCAGGGAGAGAGAUGCCGGCCUCGCUCCAGCAUCUGGCGGCAUGCGCCUUGCUCGGUGUUCUCCACUAGGCGCUUUCGUGAGGAGGUCUCAGUUGGAAUUCACCAGGCUUCAGUUUCAUGAUUCGGUCAGGUUGUGGAAGGGGUUUGUCAAAUAUCGUAUUCCGACCUACCGAGCCUGGGCACGCAAAAACCCCUCUGAUGAGCAGGCUUUUGUUGACAUUAAUCUACUCGAACUGGGCCUCGAUACGAGCAGUCACCUUGCUCAAGUAGCUUACGGAAACAUCGAGGACGAUGAAGAGGACGACCGCUAUGUCAGUACGAAGGAGGUCGAACGGCUCUUGGAGUUUCAGAUUGGAGAGCUACAAAGAUUUGGUGGAAGGGUCCCAGAAGGCUUGAAAGUCCAAUUGAAGCGUAUUGUCGCAUCCGGCGUGACAUUGCCCAAUCUAAUUCAUUACUUGAGAUUUCUCGAUGCCUGGAGAGCUGGGGACUACCCGUCGUCCUUUGACAACCUCCAUCGCUACUUCGACUACACGAUGCAUAGCCGGGACAAGGGAACCUACCAAUAUGCACUUUUGAAUCUCGCCAUACUACAAGCCGAUUUCGGAUGUUAUGGAGAAGCCGUGUCUGCAAUGCGCGAAGCCGUAUCAAUUGCCAGGGAGUCUCACGACAUGAACUGCCUGAAUUUCUGCAUGAGCUGGCUGUACCACCUUGGAAAAGCUUUCCCGGAGCUCAUCAAAGAUAUUGAAAAUACUGGCAUGCUGGGCAAUGAGAAGGAGGGGCUCGCCUUCCUCAAGGCCAAAGCAAAGGAGACGGAGAUGUGGGGGUUGCUGAGUACUACGCUAUUGAGCGAAGCAAAGCUUGAGCUUCAGAACGGAGAGAGUCUAGCAUCAUCGAUCGAGAACAUCGUCCGAGCAUCACAUCUAAACGUCACGAAGAACCUCAUGAAUUCGAUGGGGCCCCAGCUUUUACUCCAGACUGCAUUAUAUUCCAGAAUAGGCACCACGCAUCUCGCCUGGUUGAGCAACGAGACAUUCCGUCAUUGCUACCGGAACAGCGCACCUUUCGAGGACUACUUGAAGAGCACAUUCCGAAGCUGCCAGCUGCUCGCACAGCAGGGCCGCUACAACGAAGCCUCCUCCCAGAUGGCCGAAAUGAGCCCAGAACGAUUCCGAUCGCUUAAAACAGGCCAAUACUGGGCCUUCUUCUCCGGAGCUCUUCAGCUCAGACGCAAAAUCUACAACGACGACCAAGUAGCGUCAGCCCACAUCCUCUCGCAACUCCAAGCAAUCGACCUCCCGGACAGCGACCUUACAUUCCUCCUCUCCUUCCUCCGCAUCGAGUACCUCAUCCGUCGCGCCGACUACGCCCAAGCCCUCGAGCUCCUUGAAAAGACCGCGCAGUCCACCCACGCCGACAACUUCGACAUCCAACCACAAGUUAAGCUCCUCUGCCUGAAGGCCCGCAUCUUCAACAAAAUGGGCCAGCCCCAGCGCGGAUUCUCGCUCGCCAUGCGCGCCGCCAAUAUCGCGGACCGCUCGCGUCUCCUCCCGGGUCUCUGGGAGGCCAUUGUAGCACUGGGCUCUGUGCUCUUGAGCCUGAAGGAAUUCGACGCCGUCGGCAAAAUGGUCGAGAGUAUCAUGCCGCAAAUCCUUGAAACAAGCGACUGUGAUCUUGCGGCAAGCGCGUACUCGCUUCUCGUGGACGUGAAUAUGGGGAUCGCGGGGCGGCUUCGGAGUGAAGGGAAUAAUAAUGGUCCUGCGAAGAAGGAGUAUAUGAAUCGCGCCCUGGGGUAUCUGGAUUCUGCGUACGAGCAGUUUGAGGAGAUUGAGGACAUUCGCGGGCAGUGUGAGAUGAUGGCCAAGAAGGCUACUGUCAUGCAUCUUACGGGCGAUUCGGUUCUUGCUAAUGACUAUGCGGCGAAGUAUCUGGACUUGCGGAAGCAGAAGGCUUCGGCUUGA